AUGUAAUUUUCUUCAAAAAAGGAAUAAAAGUUUUGAAAAAGGUGUGAAGAUAUCAAAUCAAAAUGGACGAUGAACCAAAUUCUUUUUCCAUUAUAUUAAGUCCUGAGGAACUACGUGCACGUAGAUUGCGUGCAUUGAAUGUACAUGACGCCAAUUCAUCUUACUUUGCUUCAAUAACUGCACCUCAUGAAUUUGGCACUGAAGACGGUGAACUUAAAAUUAAACGUGAAAUAGAAUUUUGUAAUGCAUCUAUGAAGAGAACCAAUUCUUCGAAUGUUCAACGCAAAACCGAUGGCAAUAGUAUGGAUGCGAGUAUGGAUACGAGUACAGAUGAAUUAAAUAGUUCGACAGAAAAUUUAUUUGAUGAAGGUUCAACGGAUAAGCAGUUUGAAGCAGUAGUAUCGUAUAUAUUCAAUUCCUCUUGGAAUGACGAAAGUAAUGGGGUUAUGAUUUGCUUACAGACUGCUAUGUUAGUUGAGACAUAUCCAGAUUUGCGUUUUAAGUUUGAGAUAAUAAUUCCAAGUGUUCUAAUGGAAUGCUUACAAAACGUACACGAAAUAGAGGAUAUCGAAAACUGUGGCUUUUUGGGAGAACCACCAAAUAAACGGAAUAAAACAGAUGUGGACUUAAUGCACAAUACUGAAAUGGAACCAGAUUUAGCCGCAUUGGUCAGCCCUUUUCGCAAAUCGUGCGAUUCGAUGUUGAAAUACAUAGCACUUCUCUACCUAAAUAGUUGUUUUAGAAAUUGUGAAAAUGUAAAACGUCGACUUCAACUUCAGAGCUUACGCAAAAGUACUGAAUAUAUACAAAGCGUAAAGAAUAUUUUGAAUACUUCGUUAAGUAAUAUUGUGAACCUCGCUAUAACAGUGUUAUUAGAUGGUCUAUUUGAAAGAGAGGAGGAUGAUGAGGCCUGUUUGCUUGAUUUAAUGUACUUAGACAAGAUAUCAGACCAGUUCAUAGAUGCUAUAAUGCUUGAGUCCUAUACCAAUAAGAAAAAUUUUGGACAAGUAUUUUCAUCUACGCUUGAUGUUUUGUUUGAAGAUAUGCAGUACUUUGUCAUUACCACUUUUGGCAAUAGACAACCUAUGGAUAUGUUGCGCAAAUUGCUACAUAAGCAAAUCAAUGAGAACCGCCCAUUUUGCGAAUUUUUGGUAGCACAUCCAAGUUUUUUGCCGUCGUUAUGUAGUGACGUUCCAGGGCGUGAAAUUGUGCGCUGCAGCUAUAUGACGCCAUUCUUAUCAACGUCUGUUUCUGUUGAGUACACAGAUGCUGUGACCGGUGGGGAUAGUGAGAUAAUUAACAACGUGGAUUUAAUUAAAGAGAACAUGUUAAAUUUACGUUUCAAUUUAAAUUCUGCGCGUCAUAUAAUGUCUUCGGUGUUUCUUUCAUUACUUAUGAAUGUGAGCAGUCGCAUGACCACUUUGAAGUAUAUGUCCGAGGUGUUGCGUUACAAUGGAGAUCGUUUGCAAAUGGCUUAUAAUGAGAAAAAUGUAGCUCGCGACGAUAUUAUUAUAAAUUUAAUGUGUGUGCUGCAGAAUUUAUCGCGUAAAGUGAAAUUUGUAUUGGUUGAUGCAGCUUAUCCAUUUUAUACGACCUCAUUUAUAUUCCAUGAAAAUGACACUAAAAUCAGGCUAACACAAGAAGAGUACAAAAAAUUUAUUGUUGAAAAGAAAUACAAUGAAGAUAUACCAAACAGUAAUUUUACGACAAAAUGUUGGUUUCUGACCUUACGAGCACACCACCUCGGCAUAAUUAGUGCUAUGCAACGUUAUCGCAUUCAAGUCCGCAGCAUUAGAGAGCUGCAGAAACUAAUUGAUCAAAUAAAUAAAACGGAACCACGUUGGAAAGGUACUGAAAAUGAAGCAAGAAACGUACAAUUACGCACCCAUUGGACAAAACAAAUUGAGAAGUUACAUCACCUCAAAGUAGGCAGCGAAGUUUGUUUGCUUGAUCCUGUGCUUUUGAAAGGUUGCAUGGACUUUUAUGCGACUGUGACUGAAUAUCUGUUGCAUCAAAUGGAAGGUCGUAAAAUUGAGGGUUUCUUUUAUCCUAUGGUGUGUCCCACAAUGCUACCAAUCAAUGAGCAAUUUUGUGCACUGGCAGAAUGGCUUAUCGAAGACAUUGCAGAAUUCCUAUUGUUUGUCAAUGAAUAUGGACCGAAGUCAGUGCUUCAAUUGUCCGACAACUCAAUUAUGAUGUGGUUGUUAUCAUCAAUUUGUGCUAAUCACUUGAUAAAAAAUCCAUAUUUAACGGCAAAAUUGAUCGAAGUCGUUUUUGUUUACAGUUUGAUAUCGGGUAGUGAGUGGGUUGACAAUUUCCUGUUGCAUGAAUUAACAAAUACCGUACUGUUCAACUCACUCAUGAAAUUCUAUGUCGAUAUUGAGACAACUGGCGAAAAUACAGAGUUCUAUGAUAAGUUCAGCAUACGCUAUCAUAUAAGCCACUUGUUCAAAGCGAUGUGGAGCAUGCCAAUGGUGCGCCAAGUAAUGAUAAGGGAAUCCCAAACAGGUAGUCACUUUGUGAAGUUUAUUAACAUGUUGACAAAUGAUACAACGUUCUUGCUGGACGAGUGUCUUGAGAGUCUAAAGCGAAUAAAUCUAAUGCAAACAAAAAUAAGAGAUCCAUCAUGGCAUGCUUUAAGUGAAGAUGAGAAACAGAGACACAUCGCACAUUUAAAUGCUGACGAACGUCAAUGUCGCUCAUAUUUAACAUUAACUCGUCAAAUAGUACAGAUGUUCCACUAUUUAACUGAAUACAUUAAAGAACCAUUUAUGCGCAAUGAAAUAGUUGACCGUUUGAGCUCAAUGUUAAAUUACAAUCUCCAUAAGUUAUGUGGACCAAGGUGCAAUGACCUCAAAGUUGAGAAUCCCGCUCAAUACGGUUGGGAUCCACGUCAUCUGUUGGGACAAAUAUUUGACAUGUAUCAGCAUCUGCGUUGUAAGAGAUUUGCUGAGGCAUUGGCUGCCGAUGAACGUUCAUUCCAAAAACAGCUAUUCGACAGUGCAGCAAAUCGAGUUCAGCGCUUACAUAUUCGUACCAUUAUGGAGGUGGAACAAUUUAGAGAACUUAUUAACGAAGCAAAUGAAAUAUAUUUAUUGAAUAGAGCAGCUGAUGAUGCCAGUGCCAAUGCGCCAGAUGAAUUUAAGGAUCCUCUUAUGGCUACACUUAUGUCCGAUCCAGUCACAUUGCCAUCCGGUACAGUAAUGGAUCGAACCAUCAUAACACGCCAUUUAUUAAACAGCAGUACAGAUCCAUUUAAUCGUCAACCUCUCACAGAGGAAAUGCUUGUGCCGAAUGAAGAUUUAAAGAAGAGAAUUGAAGCUUGGCGCCAAGAGCAAAACCUUAAACAAACAGAGAAUAAAUGUAAAUUAAUCGAUAAAGCCAGUUAAGCAAACUGGCCAAAAGUAAGUUUGUCAGUGUUCUGUGCAAUUUGAAUACAGCGGCAUUGAGGUGAAUUAAAAAUUAUUUUUGAUAUUCAAAAGUUUAUAAACCCUCGAUUUUAGCUUUAAUUCUCAAUUAAAUACUUAGAUCUAUUAUAUAUAAAAUUUUUAAUAAAUAUUGUAACUAAAAUGGUGUUUAGAUAAUGGUAAAAUUUUUCAAUAAAAAUAACACAGAAGCAACAAAAAGGCCUAGACACUAUUAAUCGCUUUAAAACAUAGUAGAAAAUGGAUUUGAUUUGUAAACAGCUCUGCGGUUGCAAAACAGACAACUCAUAAAUAAAGACUUCAGACGAAUAAUUUAAUUAUACCGAGAAAAAAAAUGUGUAAACUAUAUUUAAAAC
Messenger RNA from Teleopsis dalmanni, 3781 nucleotides. RefSeq names its product ubiquitin conjugation factor E4 B-like. Gene Ontology annotation, biological process: protein polyubiquitination. Lineage: Eukaryota; Metazoa; Arthropoda; Insecta; Diptera; Diopsidae. Bases 63 to 3389 code for a protein of 1108 amino acids. Gene Ontology annotation, cellular component: nucleus; cytoplasm; ubiquitin ligase complex. Gene Ontology annotation, molecular function: ubiquitin-ubiquitin ligase activity. The record is from RefSeq and is a predicted model, not a curated record. The transcript is spliced from 2 exons.